AUGUCGAUGCAUUUCGAGCACCCGCAGGCCUCACAAUCCGAAUCUACGAACGGGGUUUCCAGUCAGCCAUCCAAGAUGGAAUCCCAGACCAAGGCCACCGACCACCCAUGCGUAAUUGGCAUGGCGUGCAGAGUCCCGGGUGCAUCAUCUCCUUCAAAGCUGUGGGACAACCUGAUCAACAAAGUCGAUCUACAACGCAAGAUGCCCGAGGACCGAUUCAAUGUCGAUGCCUUCUAUCAUCCAGAUGGCACGCACAAAGGCUCGACCAAUGCGAAAUAUGGCUAUUUCCUUGAUCAAGACAUCGGGCUGUUCGACGCCGGCUUCUUUAACAUCUCCGGCAAGGAAGCCACGGCCAUGGACCCUCAGCAGCGUCUGUUGCUGGAAGUUGUCUAUGAAGCGCUGGAAAAUGCUGGUAUCACAUUGGACGAGAUCCAAGGCUCGCAGACGUCUGUGUAUUGCGGCUGCUUCACCAACGACUACAACGCCAUGACAACCAAGGAUCUCGAAUUUUAUCCAAAGUACACUGUCACCGGCACCGGAAACUCGAUUCUGGCCAACCGCAUCUCCUACUUUUACGAUCUUCACGGUCCCAGUGCGACCAUUGACACAGCUUGUUCCUCGUCGCUAGUCUGUUUCCACAUGGGUGCCCAGUCCCUUCGGGCCGGCGAGGCCGAUCUUUCAAUUGUCGUCGGGUCGGCAUUGCAUUUUGAUCCCAACAUCUUCAUCACGAUGACUGACUUGGGAAUGCUGUCUACUGAUGGUCGCUGCCGCCACGGCGACGCUUCGGGUAGCGGCUAUGUUCGCGGCGAGGGAAUUACCGCCAUGAUUCUCAAACGUCAGCGACAAGCGGAAGCCAGCGGCGAUUCCAUUCGCGCUGUCGUGCGUGGAACUGGGGUCAACCAUGACGGUCGCAAGCAGGGAAUCACCCUCCCUUCUGCCCAAGCGCAAGCGGCCCUCAUUCGCAGCACGUAUCAGAAUGCCGGGCUAGAUCCGGCAGACACCACCUACGUCGAGUGCCAUGGAACCGGGACAAAAGCUGGGGAUCCUCGAGAGUUGAGAGCCAUCAGCGAGGUAUUUUCGCCCGGGCGCGAAGAGCCCCUUUGUAUCGGCUCAAUCAAAACCAACAUUGGUCACCUUGAGGGUGCCUCGGGAGUGGCAGGGCUGAUCAAAUCCACGCUGGCUCUCGAAAAGAGAACCAUUCCGCCUAAUAUGCAUUUUCAAGCGCCCAACCCAGACGUUGAUUUUGAAAACUGGAAACUUGAAAUUCCGACGGACCCCAAAGAUUGGAAGGCCAAGAGCGGCGAGAUCCCCCGACGUGUAUCGAUCAACUCCUUCGGAUAUGGUGGAACAAACGCCCACGUUAUAUUGGAAGAGUACACAUCGCCUGCGUCGCUUCCCUACGCAUAUGACAUGCCCGCAAGCCUUGUUCGCAUGGUUGAAAAGAGACCAUACCUGGUGCCCUUGUCGUCGCACUCCGAAAAAGCAGGGAAGCUCAUGGCAAACAAGUUUGCAGCAUACCUCCAGAGCGAUGUGAAGACGAGCCCCGAAGUGUUUGCCAUGGCUCUGUCCCAGCGUCGAACGAUGCACCGAUUCCGCUCCUUCGCAGUCGGCUCGAGCACGGAAUCCCUUGUGAGCAGUUUGGAGGAGCCAGUACCGGCGGCUCAAUGGAAAAGCAAACUGGGAGAUGUUCCGCGAGUUGGGUUUGUGUUCACCGGUCAAGGCGCCCAAUGGUUCGGAAUGGGAAGGGCGCUGAUAGAGCAAUGCCCUCUCUAUUUCCAGACGUUGCAGAAGUGCGAUCAGAUUCUGCAGUCACUUUCCGAACACCGACCGUCAUGGUCCAUCGUUACAGAGCUGCUGCGGAAUAAAGACGAUACUAAGCUGGGUCAGACGGAGUUUUCACAACCGAUUUGCACUGCCAUCCAACUGGCGCUGGUAGAUGUUCUCUCCCAGUGGGGAAUAAAGCCGUCGAGUGUGGUUGGUCACAGCAGUGGAGAGCUGGCUGCUACCUAUGCAGCUGGGAUUCUCUCGUUCGAGAACGCUUUGGUCGCUGCCUACUACCGUGGUGUGCACAUGGGUAGCGGCGCCGCUUCUCCCGACAGCAUUCCUGGCGCCAUGAUGGCUGUAGGAAUGACCGAGGCCGAGGUGGACGCCGAGCUGAAGCCUUAUGUCGGGCGCGUUGCAGUUGCCGCCAUGAACAGCCCGUCUAGCUUUACCCUUUCCGGCGAUAGUGAUGCGAUUGCGGGGCUACAUGAGAAAUUGAGCGAAAGAAAGGUGUUCGCCAGGCGUCUGCAGGUUGCUCAGGCGUUUCACAGUCACCACAUGUAUCCCCUUGCCCCGGGAUAUGAGCAGGCUCUAGCGAAGUACCCGGGGUUCAAGGCAAACAAGUUCACAACUGCGUCGAUGGUGUCCAGUGUGACUGGUAGAAAAGCAGAUCCCAGCGCUAUGGGCCCUGAAUACUUCGCGGCAAACAUGACUGGAAUGGUCAAGUUCUCCGACGCUCUGGUAGAGACCGUACUUGACGAGGACGACCAGCAGAAUGUCGACAUUCUGGUCGAAGUGGGCCCUCACCCGGCACUCAAAGGCCCUUCUAACCAGACAAUUGAUCAAUUGAAACUCAAGAUCCCAUACAUCGGGACGCUCGACCGCAAGGAAGAUGCUUAUGAGAGCCUUCUUACUGCUGCCGGUCAACUUUUUGCUCUCGGCUAUCCCGUGCGUCUAGAAGAAGUCAACCGGAACCACUUCAUUGACGCCUCUUCCGGAAAUCUCGUCAGCUCCAAUGUACGCCGCGCAUCCCUCGAGCUGCCGACUUAUGCAUGGGAUCAUGAACGAUACUGGGGUGAGACGCGUGUGAUCAAAGAGCAUCGCCUCCGUCCGUUCCGACACAGCAUUCUCGGGGCGCCAGUACCAGGUUCACUUGCUAAUCGGCCCCGGUGGCGAAACUUCCUGCGUAUUUCCGAGAUGCCUUGGCUGGUAGACCAUUCCAUCGACGGGAAAGUGGUCUUCCCGGGCGCCGGAUACAUCAACAUGGCUAUGGAGGCUGCGGCUCGCCUUGGCCGUGGUAUGGCUGGUGGCGUUAAAGCUAUUUCGCUGGCAGAUAUUUCGGUGAAAUCCGCGCUCGUAGUGAGCGACAAUGAGGUGGGAACUGAGGUGAUUGUGGAGUUGUCACCUGUUGUGGAGUCCGCGAAGACCUCGUCAUCCACGUGGAAUAACUUUGUCAUCUUCUCGAUCGACGAGUCCGGAAAUCAGCGUGAGCAUUGCACUGGAAUGGUUAGAGCGGAGCUAGGGGAUCCAGAAGCUCUCCCCUUCAACCGUGAAUCCAACUUGAAAGCGCAGACCUUCCGCUGCGUUGGGCGGGAACAAUACUACCAUCGCCUACACUCGAUGGGACUCCAAUACGGCAAGACAUUUCAGCUUCUAUCAGGCAGCAUCGACAGUGGACUUGGAAGAGCCACCGCACCGAUUUCCUGGCAGCCAGACCUGUUCUCUCAAGAGAAGAGUGAUCUCUGCAUUGUCCACCCGGCCUUCCUGGAUGCUGCAUUCCAUCCGGUAUUUGCGUCAAUCGAGGGCAAGCUAGGUCGGACAAUUAAGGAGCCGUACGUUCCAACUUUUGUGCGCUCGAUGAAGAUUUCUGGGCUUCUGGAAGCGUGGAAAGGCUCGACGAGUUUCCAGGGCCAAGUCUCGGUCGAGACAAACGUGGCCGGACCCCGGACAGCAACAAACGACCUCCGCAUAGAAGACCAGAACGGCCAGGGGCUGAUCGAGAUUCAGGGCCUCGAGCUGACCAACCUGGGUGCCAAUUCGGCUGACGACGGACGCCGAUCCCUAUUCUUUGGGACCGAGUGGCAGCCCAUGAUCAGCUCCCUCGAGUUCAACAGCGGUGUUCAUAAAGUGCAGGGCAUCCCAGCGCUUGUCAAGCUGUAUGCCCAUCAAUUUCCAAACAGAAAGAUCUUACACUACAGCCCUUCGGUUGCCUCGACAGAAGAGGUCCUCGGAAGCCUCCGUGGUACUCACGGCGAGCGACGCAAUUUUAGCCAGGUAAUCAUCUCCCCUCAAGACUCCAGCAUUGCAUCCACGUUUGAAGAGGUAGUUCAGCGUUGGAACGGUCUUGUCCGCCUCGCCACGGACGAGGAGGUUGAAGAAGAGAAAUUUGAUUUGGUCGUGGUAUCAGCUAAACCCGAAAGCUUGAUGCAUGACCGAGUCGCAGAUCAAGGAUAUCUGCUCGUGGAUGAAUCUUCCGCUAGGAGUCCCGCCGGUUUCCGUUCAAUCGGAGACUGUGGUGGUGUGCAGAUUUGGCAGAAGAAGCCAUAUACCAAUGGAAUACAUGCCAAACCUCUCACCAUCAUAAUGCCGACGCGGUCUUCACCCGAAGUUGAGGCCUUUGCCAGGGCUAUCGAAACCCAAGGACCCUUCCAGACCGAACGUCGCGACUUCCUCUCACUGGCCGAUACAACUCGCGAAAUUGCUCAGAAUGUGGUUGUGCUAGCCAGCCUUGGAUCUCAGCUGUACUUUGAUGCGAACGCCAGUGGUCAUGCCGAAUUUUACGCAGCACAAGCAUUGCUCACGAAAGGCACGGCCAACAUCGUCUGGGUGACCCGGGGAGGCCUUAUGGACGUGACAUCGCCGGAACAGGCGCUAAUCUUGGGCCUUGCUCGCUCAGCGAGAAGUGAAAACCCUGACCUCCGGCUUGUGGUAUUUGACAUCGCUCCUGAGUCCGGCUCAACCCAGGCUGCUAGACUGGCCUCCGAGCUGCUGGAUCCUUCCAUUGACGAGAACGAGAUUGCCGAGCGUGAUGGCACUCUUUACAUUCCUCGAGUGGUGCCCAAUGACCAAAUGAACGCCAGGAUCCCGAACGGAGUUGGGUCUGAAGCAACUAUCCAGUCGCUUUAUCAAGUAAACCGACCCUUGGCCCUCCAAAUUGGACGUCCGGGAUUGUUGGAAACUUUGACAUUUACGGAUGACGCAGAAAUUCUGAACGAACCUCUUGGACCGAACGAUCUUGAGAUCGAGGUCAAAGCCUCUGCCAUCAACUUCCGCGACAUCGCUGCCAGCAUGGGUAUCAUUGACGACUUCAAGCUUGGAGACGAAUGCGCAGGAAUUGUGCUGCGUAAGGGAAGCGACGUCUCCGGGGCAUUUUCCAUCGGAGACCGCGUUGUCGCCUGGCGUCCGGGACAAGGGGCUCACCGUACGGUGGUGCGUAAUCCGUCUUGCCUCUGUUAUCGUUUGGGCGAGAUACCGUUCAGCAUCGCCGCUGCAAUUCCUCUGAUCCUCACCACGGCCCAUUACUCGCUGGUGGACACUGCACGUCUUCAGCCAGGAGAGACCGUUCUUAUCCACUCUGCAGCCGGCGGAGUCGGUCAGAUGGCGGUUCAGAUUGCGCAAAACAUUGGGGCAGAGAUCAUCGCGACCGUGGGCUCUCCCUCCAAACGUGACCUGCUCAUAUCUAAAUAUGGUCUCAAUGAAUCUCAGAUCCUUUCUUCCCGCGAUGACUCCUUCGUUCAAGGCGUUCACCGUUUGACUAACGGAAAGGGUGUGGAUGUAGCUCUGAAUUCUCUUGCCGGUCCUCUCUUGCAUGCUACCUGGCAAUCACUAGCGCCAUUUGGACGAUUCGUGGAGAUUGGCAAACGAGAUAUCCAUCAGAAUAGCCGGAUCCCGAUGGAUCCGUUCCGACGCAAUGUCUCCUUCGCGAGUGUGGACAUGAUCACAGUGUUUGAGAGAAACCAGUCACUCGGAGCCCGAGUGUUCCAGGAGUGCUGUGGUUUAGUCCACGACGGCAAGAUCCAGCCUCCGGAGCCUAUCACAGAGCUAUCCUAUUCCCAGGCGCAGAAAGGAUUCCGCAUGCUGCAAAUGGGUACCACGAUUGGGAAGAUUGUUCUAGUUCCUAGUGCCGACGACCGCGUUCUUGUCGAACCAACAAAAUUCAGCCGUCGCCAGCUUUUCCUGCCAGACAAGACAUAUCUCCUUGUCGGUGGUCUUGGGGGCCUAGGGCGCCGCCUCAGCGAAUGGCUGUUCCAACGGGGAGCCCGCAAUGUGGCUUUCCUGGCUCGUUCUGGCGCUGACAAGAAAGAUGCUCGUGAGACCGUGGACUGGCUCCGAGCACGAGACGUCAAUGUGACCGUUUUCCGCGGCGAUGUCACCAACGCUGCAUUUGUCCAAGAGGCUGUAAACCAAAUUGGAGCCUCACGCUUGGCCGGAGUCUUCCAAGCCGCCAUGGUGUUGCAAGAUGGACCUCUUGACAAAAUGGGAUUCACUCAAUGGCAGCGUUGCAUGGAUCCAAAGGUCCGGGGCACGUUUAAUCUACACUCGGCGACGUCAAGCAUUGACCUCGCUUUCUUCGUCUGCUUUUCUUCCGUGUCAGCCAUUCUCGGAUCCAAGGGCCAGGCCAAUUAUUCCGCCGCCAAUACCUAUCUAGAUGCACUUUGUGCCUACCGACGCAGCAUCGGAUUGGCAGGUACAACCAUGAACGUGGGAAUGAUCACUGGUAUUGGAGCUGUGUCCGAGGAUGCCAAACUACAGACCAUCAUGGAGCGUAUCGGUUACGACGCCGUCAACGAAGAGGAACUGUUUGCCCAGAUCGAGGCAGCCGUUUCUGGCGAACGACUCAGUAUUUCCGAUGACCGCGGACGAGACGCUCACCAGAUCAUCACGGGGGUCAAUCUUCGUCGUCCUGACUAUUAUUGGGCUACUGAGCCCCGAUUCGUCAACCUGUACGCCAACCACGACUUCGCGGGUUCCGGUUCCGGUAGUGGAGCUCAGAAGAAUCUGAUGGCGCAGUUACAAGAGGCCUCGGAUGAAGCCUCCCGCAACGAGAUUCUCACUGAACGCUUCUUGGAGAAAAUAGCAGCCGUGCUUUCAGUGGACCAGGCAACCCUGCAACCGAACCGAAGCUUGUCGGACUAUGGGCUGGACAGUAUCGUUGCCAUUGAAAUCCGCCAGUGGUUCUUCCAAACAGUCGCCGUUGAGAUAGCCAUGUUUGACGUCUUGAACAGUGGAAGCAUCCAGGCUCUGGUCGACAAGGUCGCCGGCAUGAUUGUCCUGAGCACAUCAGAGGCGCAAACAACCACCCAACAAGGGGAGACUGCUUCAACUCACGCGGCGGAGGCCUCUCGUGCGAGGUUACCUGAGGUCAUCGGCGCAUCUGGCGAUGAUGGGAUACAAUUAAGUGGAGACGUGGCUAUGUCCACGUUCCAGCGCCGUUUAUGGUUCGCACACAAUAUGGCGGAAGAUGCGUCUUUCCUGAAUCUACCUACCAUUUUCCGCAUCAAAGGCAACCCUCAACCAGACCUCCUGCGACGGGCCAUCGAGGAGCUCAAACGUCGAAACGCAAUUCUGCGCACUGCCUACUUUGAAGGAGAUGUUUUCUCUCAGCAGGAAGUGACAGAUGACUGCACAGUCGACCUGCCCGUGGUAGAUCUCUCCAAAGCCAUUAAUAUCGAGAACAGCCUUCAGCAGCACGUCGCCGGUAUGAGGCAACGGGCACUGGAUAUUGAGACCGGCGAGGUCAUGAAGGUGACACUGGCCAAAUUGGCGGAUGCCGAGUAUGCGCUUGUGCUCAUCUUCCAUCACAUAUGUAUCGACCGUGGCAGCAGUCAGUCAUUCCUCGAGCAGAUCACCGGCCUAUAUGACAGUCUGCGUCGAGAAUCGAAUCUUGACGCUGUGGCACAGCCCUCUGUCAGCUACACGCAAUUCAGCCAGUGGCACAAUGCCCAGCUGAAAUCCAAGGAGAUGGAAUCGAGUGUACAGUUCUGGAGAGACGAGUACCAACAGCCCCCGAUCCCAAUGAAAUUGUUACCGUUCGCCCAGGCGGCUCGACCCGAGUUCAACGAUUACCAACGCCAGAUCCACCGAGCAACGCUCAAGGAUACUUUGCAGAGUCGGAUGAAACGGAUCUGCGCGCGGUUGGGCGCCACGCCAGCCCAGUUCUUAAUGGCUGCUUUCCGGGUCUUCCUCUACCGAUACGGACAGGAAGACGACAUGACGCUUCAUAUGGUCGACGGAAAUCGUCCCCAUCCGGCGGUGAACGAUACGCUGGGCUUCUUCGUGAAUGUGGUGCCUGUUCGCUGCGCAGCAGACCUUACCGGUACUUUUGCCGAUGUCCUCAAGCAAAUCAAAGAUCGAAUCAUGAGAUCGUUGGCUCAUUCGCAGCUGCCCUUUGACGCCAUUGUGGAUGCAGUGGGUCUGGAGCGCAACCCUGCGCAUUUCCCUCUGGGUCAGGUUAUUGUCAAUUACCAAAUUCACGGCACCAUGCCGACCUACUCUGCUGGUGACUUUGACAUUGUCGAUGUGCAGGGUGAGGACAUUCCAACCGCAUGCGAAUUAGGUCUAGAAGCACUGGAGGACCCGGCCAAGGGGCUCCAUCUGCGUCUUGAAUCAUCCAGCACUCUGUACGGAGCAGCCGAUAUGGAGCGAUUCCUCGAUAAUUUCGUGGCAUUCAUGAGUAGUGUCAUCCGCGAUCCCCGUCAGCCCGUGGCAGAGAUCGGCAUGGUCGGAUCCAAGGAGUUGGCUUUUUUGAAGGAAAAAUACUUCAACAUGGCUCAUACAGAAAACAAUUGGAAAGACCAAUCCGUGGCUAAUCGUAUCAUGGACAUGGCCCGGCAACAUCCCACAGCCAUCGCCAUCGAGACCUCUGAGGAUAAUCGACUGCUCACCUACAGGGAAUUAGUUGCCGCUGCCAGUCGUAUAGCAGCAGCCAUUCGCAACACGGGGAUCCAAUCCGGCUCCAGGGUUGGAGUCUUCAGCCGACCCGGGCGCGAGGCCAUCACAGCUAUGUUGGGCGUUCUGCUCGCCGGCUGCGGUUUUGUGACUUUGGAUCCAGAGUUCGCCGUCGAGCGACUUGCGUUCAUGAUCAGCGAUUCAAACCUCCCCUUAGUCCUUGCUGGAUCUGAACUGGGAGAAAGCGCCAGGUCGCUCACGUCCAAAAUCUCUGCGACCGUGCUGGACAUUGCCAAUGUACCGAGCAUCGGCGAUUCCAUUGCCGACAUUUCGGUUGUUUUAGAAAAGGACUUUCCUUUCUAUGUCAUCUACACCUCGGGCAGCACUGGAACUCCUAAAGGAGUGAUUCUCACCCAGUCGAACACGCAACAAAUGCUAAGCACCCUUCACCAUGACUUCAAGUUUACCGCACAGGAUCGAUUCCUGCACCACUCUUCAAUCUCAUUCGACUUGUCCAUCGUACAGAUCUUUUCGGCCCUGACAGCAGGAGCUCGUGUAUGUGUGGCAUCUAGCACCAUUCGCAAGGAUCCGGUGGCUUUGGCCGCAUACAUGGAAGUAUCGCAGGUUUCGAUCACCUACUUCACGCCAACUCAGUUUGCACUAUUGAUGGAGCAUGCGACUGAAAAGCUUCAGAGCCUGCGGGAUUAUCGAAUUGCCUACUUUGCCGGUGAGAGACUGCCCAUCCGUGUCGCCCGGGCUUUCUACGAUUUGGGCACUCCGGCCGUCGUAUACAACACCUGGAGUCCCAGUGAACUAGUAGUUCAGACGACCCUUCAGCGUGUUGACCGGCCUUCCAAGAACGCCAUCAGUAUUCCCAUCGGUUUCCCCAUGGCCAAUACUCGGCAUUACAUCUUGGAUGACCGGGGCCAGCCUCUCCCCGGAGGCUUGGUUGGCGAAAUUGUCGUCGGAGGCGCGCAAGUGGGCCUCGAAUACAUCAACCGCCCCGAGGCUAACGAAAAGGCCUUCCUCUCGGAUCCAUUUUGUUCGGCAGAUGACAAGGAACAGCGCGGAUGGACGCGCAUGUUCCGAACGGGGGACCGCGGUCGGUUCCUUCCAGGGGGCAAUCUCGAAUUUCACGGCAGGAUUGCGGGCGACAAGCAGAUCAAGCUGCGUGGCUACCGAAUCGACCUGGGAGAGGUAGAGCAUCGUCUGUUCGUCGAGGCGAAUAAGGAUUCCACCGGGCCUGGGAUCGUCGAUUUGGCUGUGAUCGCUCGGACGGUCUUAGCCGGCGACGGUGUCGGGGAUGACCGUCAGCUCAUCGCCUUCGUUGUGCCGAAGCUGCCCUUGGACCGACUACAAGAGGCAGAAUUCGCUGUCCGACUGAACAAGUACGGAGCUAAGCAUCUGAAUGCGUACAUGCUGCCCAACGCGUACCAGUUUCUGGACGCUUUGCCUGUCACUAUUGGCGGCAAGAUCGACAGACAAAAGCUCCUCCACGGUGAACUACGACUGACUUAUCCCGUGAAACAAAGCCUUGUAAAGGAAGACCAAGAUGCGAACGGGCACGCCGACGCAAAGGAGACGGACGGCUUCCUCACGGCAGUCAUGGACGGCUUCCGCGAGGUGUUGAGACUCCCUCGGGAGCGCGUGUUCCUCCCCAGCGACAGCUUUUUUGCCCUUGGAGGAAAUAGUAUCCUGCUGGUUCGGCUGCAAGCUCGCCUCAAGCGGGCGCUCAAACGGCCACUCGCACUCAAUCCCAUGUUCAAGGCACCAACGCCGCAAGGCAUUGCGCAAAUCUUGGGCGGUGCGUCCAGCCCAGCCGCGACCGCUGCGACGAAGCCGGAGGUCGACUGGGAACAAGAGACCAGUCUAGACCUGCAGUUGCAGCCAUCCAAAGCGCCAGGCAUUGCUUCCUCCGACGUGAGCUCCAUUCUCCUCACUGGGGCCGACUCCUUUAUCGGCGUUCAUAUGCUCGCAACCAUUCUGCAGGACCCCGGCAUCUCUACCGUCUACCUUCUCGGGUCGCAGAGCCCCCUCGAAUACUCCGACGUCGAAAGGGCGUUUGAGCUUUACCGGCUGUGGCAACUAGUACCCAGCCCUGAGCUCGUUGCAUCUCGUAUCGUCUGCGUGGCUGGAACGCUGGAAUCCCCCCGUUUCGGUCUGUCGCCGGCGCAAUUCCGCCGUCUGGGCUGUCGGGUGCAGGCCAUCUACCACCUCGGAGGAUAUGUCUCCCUGCUGCGAUCCUACGACGCGCUCCGGUCGUUGAAUGUCUCGCCGGUGCGCGACGUGAUCGAGCUGGCCAGCCUGGGAGCCGUGCAAACGCAAAUCCAUCACUUGUCGACCUGGUCCGUCCCUCACCUCCAAACUUGGUCCACGUCCCAACGCACCGCCCCCGAGAAGACGAUCGCCAACGAAAUUACGGCGGGACACUUCACGCCCGAGGCAAACAACCGAUUCGGAUAUUUCAAAUCGCGCUGGGUCGCCGAACGAUUGAUGGAGAGGGCCGCCGAACGCGGAUUCCCCAUCACGAUAUACCGGGCAUCUGCCGCGACGGGUCAUCGCACCACGGGAGUUCCGGAGCCCAAAGAUGAUUUCAUCCGGACUAUGAUCCUGAGCAUGGUGCGCGCCGCAGCGGUGCCGGACUUGCCGCAGACCGACCGGCCGUUCGUGGCCGACUUCAUCCCGGUGGACUACCUGACGCAAGGGUUCCACGCGUUGGCGACGAGCGCAGUUCAACCCCCCCAGGCGAUACUCAAGGAGGCAACCAUCCAUCACCUAUGCAACCCGUCCCCGCUCCCAGUUUCCCAUAUUCCCGAAAUUGCGGGCCGCCUGCUCGCACCAGCCGAUCGCGAGGGCCGCAUCAUGCCCGUGGCGGAGUGGUUGGAAACAGUGUCUCGGUUGGAUGAUUCGUCGGACGCACAAGUUCGAUGGGAGGUACUGAAGGAGUAUUUUGCGCUGGGCCACAACAUGUUCGCGUUGGAUUCCGCUCAGACUCGGCAGAGCCUGGGUCGGUUGAGGGUGGACGAGUGCGCGCCGGUGAGCGAAGAGUAUCUGCGGAACAUGUUGGCGACCGAGACUGGACAAGCAGAGUGA
Molecule: messenger RNA, 11742 nt
Organism: Aspergillus melleus
Lineage: Eukaryota; Fungi; Ascomycota; Eurotiomycetes; Eurotiales; Aspergillaceae
Exons: 6
Coding region: 1-11742 (3913 amino acids)
Biological process (GO): secondary metabolite biosynthetic process; fatty acid biosynthetic process
Molecular function (GO): phosphopantetheine binding; 3-oxoacyl-[acyl-carrier-protein] synthase activity; fatty acid synthase activity
Source: RefSeq, a predicted model, not a curated record